Erpetoichthys calabaricus (reedfish) is the source of this 1487-nucleotide messenger RNA. RefSeq names its product choline-phosphate cytidylyltransferase A-like. Gene Ontology annotation, molecular function: choline-phosphate cytidylyltransferase activity; phosphatidylcholine binding. NCBI's taxonomy places the organism in Eukaryota, Metazoa, Chordata, Cladistia, Polypteriformes, Polypteridae. The record is from RefSeq and is a predicted model, not a curated record. Bases 16 to 1131 code for a protein of 371 amino acids. The transcript is spliced from 9 exons. Gene Ontology annotation, cellular component: endoplasmic reticulum. Gene Ontology annotation, biological process: CDP-choline pathway.
GGAAAUUUAGCCUACAUGCUUUUAGGUGUUUUACAAAUGGAGGCUUUAAGUUCAAACAAGUUAUCAUCGAGGAAGAGGAGAAAGGAGGGGUCAAAUGGGGACACCGAAGAAGGCUCUGCUCCUGUCAAAAUACCUCGCUGCACUGUGGGUCUGUCCCAGCCAGCUCCAUUUGCAGAUGAGAUUGAGACUCCACACACACAGCCAUACUGCAGAGUUUCAAUAGAAGAGGCUCGGAAGGGAACUCCACCUCAUCGGCCUGUGCGGGUUUAUGCUGAUGGAAUCUUUGACCUCUUUCACUCUGGACACGCUCGUGCUCUCAUGCAGGCCAAAGAUCUCUUUCCAAAUACCCACUUGAUAGUGGGAGUAUGCAAUGAUGAUCUGACACACAAAUUCAAGGGGUUCACGGUUAUGAGUGAGGACGAGAGAUAUGAUGCUGUGAGCCAUUGCCGCUAUGUGGAUGAGAUUGUUCGCAAUGCACCCUGGACUCUCACGCCAGAGUUUCUUGCCAAGCAUCGGAUUGACUUUGUAGCCCAUGAUGAUAUUCCAUACUCCUCAGCAGGAAGUGAUGAUGUCUACAAACACAUUAAAGAGGCAGGGAUGUUUGCUCCUACGCAGCGCACUGAGGGCAUUUCUACCUCCGAUAUCAUUACCCGCAUAGUACGGGACUAUGAUGUUUACGUGCGUCGGAACCUUCAGAGGGGCUACACAGCCAAGGAGCUCAACGUCAGUUUCAUCAAUGAGAAAAAAUAUCAUCUACAGGAGCGGGUUGACAAAGUCAAGAAGAAAGUGAAGGAUGUGGAAGAGCGUUCCAAAGAGUUCGUUCAGAAGGUAGAAGAGAAGAGCAUUGACUUGAUCCAGAAGUGGGAAGAAAAAUCGCGAGAGUUUAUUGGUAACUUCCUGCAGAUGUUUGGUCCAGAAGGAGCACUGAAGCAUAUGUUGAAGGAAGGGAAAGGUCGCAUGCUGCAGGCAAUCAGCCCACGCCAGAGUCCUGACAGCAGCCCUACAAGAGAGCGGUCUCCAUCCCCCUCCUUCCGUCUACCCUUUUUCACAAAAUCAUCGCCCCCCUCAUCCCCCCGAGCAAGUGCUGCCAGGGCGUAUAAUAUCAGCGAGGAUGAGGAAGAGGAUGACUAGCCCUGUCCAUUUUGCCCUAGCUGACUCCUGAAAAGUAAUAAGCACAAUGUUGCCCUGCUGAAAAGAGGGAGGUGUGGACUGGACAGCUUACUAAUAUUGCCAUGGAAACAGGAUGGUUUCCAUCCAGCUGAGAGAAUUUCACCACCACCUACCCUGCUACUUUGUAGCGCCACCAUUUGGGUGGUAGCGGGUGUUAGAUCACCACUGUCUGGUGCUUCCUGCUCGUAGUCCCUGUUGCUGGCCAGCACCACAUGUGUUCUCGUUGGGGUUACUGGAUACUUGAGAGAAAAGGCCAUUUUGUCUAUUUCUUUUUGUCCUUGAAUUUAAUUGGUCUAUGUAAUAAACGGAAAAAGCUC